CGUGCCAGCGCGCCACAGAGCCCGGGCCUCGUUCCGUACACACGAUUCGGUUCAGAAAGGAAGAAUCUGCACGAGCCGGCCUCGUGUGUGUGCGCGCGCGACAUAUUCCGAGAAAUACUCGGGCGACGAGAUUCGUCUCUUUCUUGCUCUCUCGCCGGCGAGACUCUUGGUCGACGGCCCCCGUAGAGUCGGAGCCGCCGAACAUGCCGAGGCGGGGCUCGCCGUAGAAGUAAAGGCCCUCGAGCGGGCGCGCCACGCCACAUUCUCGGCAUUCGAGGUGAAGAGAGCGAUCGAGAGACCACGUCGUCGGCGCCUGGAGGUCGCCACCGCGUGAAAACGAUUUCCCCGAAUCCUGCGCAUUUUCUUCGGGAAAGAAAAAAGACAAAAAAAAAACAAAAAACGACGACGUGUCCGACAGCGCUUUGUGAAUAAGCCCAGGUAGCUUCUCCGUCUGGCUACCUGCGUCGUCGAUCCCGGCCUCCGUACGUAUAGAGCGUAAUCGUGUGGCGGCGUCGAAACGCGCGCAGAAAAUGGAUACCGUGCUCUAGCAGCACGGUCGGAGAGAAACGGCCCAGGCUUCGGAGAGAGAAGGAGAGAUAUCCGGCGGAGAGAAAGGGAGGAAGAAGUACGUCGAAUAUGUAAAGCUAUAACGCGACGACGACGACGACGACGACGACGACGUCGAGCUCGAGCGUGCGAAGGGAAACGGAUCGGUCGGUCGCUCUAUAAAUCCGAGAUACGUCUCUUGACGUAAUCGGGGAAAUCUCUCUCGACGUAAUAAGAGCGGCUUUUCUCUCUUUCUACUCCGUCUACUCUAUCGCGAGCGAUUCUUUACCGCGUAUCCGAUAAAAUUCUAUCGUUCUCGAGAGUGCCAGGACCACGAGUCGUUCAAGCCGAUCAAGAGAUUCUCGGGAUUGCUCGGGAGAUGCUCGACCUCGCGGUCCUGUGUGAUACGCGCCGUGCGCUGGCCUGCUGAUUCUCCUCCCGGAAGAGAGCGCGGGUCUCCGUCUCAAAAUACUACGUUUGCAAAGCAGCCAAAUACAAUCAUUGUACCAAGAUGCCUCGAGUAAGGAGACAAGUGAUCCUGGAGGAUCCAGCUAGGCCUGUUACACCAGAUAUGGUGGAAACAAAGUUGUUAAAGUCUGAAUUUCUGGAUGAUGGAUCCUUGGAUGAAGUCCAGCCACAAAAGGUGGCAGAAGAAACACCGAGCCCUCAUUUACAAGAUCAUCAAUAUGGACAAACACCUUGUUACCAAAUAACAAGGAAACCUACGCAACCACCGCCAAGAGCUGAGAUAUCAGUUCAAGCAGUAAAAAGAAGACUGAAUUUGGAGGUAGGGACAACUGGUCCUAGCCAGUCUGCCUUCAAAGCUCCCAGAGGUAAACGUAGAAGAUCCGGUUCGAAUUCUUUAACUGGCCACACACCCACCAAAACCAAAACUGUAGAAAGGACACGAUAUGAUACCUCUUUGAGUUUACUUACAAAGAAGUUUAUUCACUUAGUUGAGAGUAGUCAGGAUGGUGUGGUCGACUUAAAUGUAGCAUCAGAGAAGUUGGAGGUACAAAAACGUCGUAUAUACGACAUUACUAAUGUUUUAGAGGGCAUUGGUAUCUUAGAGAAGAAAAGUAAAAACAAUAUCCAAUGGAAAGGCGGUCAAUUACCGAAUAAUCGGAAUGAUAUCGCCAAUCUGAGGAGAGAGGUCGCGGAUCUAGAAGCUAAAGAGAAUUCACUUGACCGAUUGAUCCACGGUGCUGAUAAAAAUUUACGCGAACUGUGCGCGGACAGACAAUACGCUUAUGUAACGUAUCAUGACUUACGUUCAGUUUCAAUGUACAAAAACCAAGCUAUUAUGGCUGUGAAAGCCCCGCCGGAAGCUACCCUCCAUGUUCCACAACCUAUCAAUAAUUUUGGUCAACAAAAGCUUCAAAUGCACAUGAGGUCAGAACACGGAGAGAUAGAAGUGUUUUUGUGUCCUGACGAUCCCGCAAUUAAAACGUCACCUUAUUCUGGAUAUACGACAACGCAAACUGUGCCUCAAUCAAAAGAAAUGUCUAACAUACCUUGUUUAUCUCCUGAGUUGUUGGUUAAAAGAGAAACUGAUGUGCAAGUCGAAUCAGUACCUACCGAUGAGAGUUCUAUGAAUACUCGUUUGUGUACCCCUGUAACAGUUACCAAUAUAACAGGCAUGAAGGAUGCGUUCCUAUACGAAUCUGACGAUUAUGGACCAAUGGGCGGUAGCAAAUUCCAACUCCAAACAGAGGAUCAAAUCAGCACUUCAGAUCUGAAUUCGAUUCUUGAUUUUGGAGAGCAACUGCUGAGUUUGGAACCGCCUCUCUCUGAAAACGACUACUCGUUCUCGUUAGGCACCGAGGAGGGUCUUUCGGAUCUCUUCGAUUUCAAAUUCUAGAAAUAUCGUCGCUAUUGUAAGAGCGUUCUUAUCUAUUUUGGGCUAUCACUCUGAGUUUGGUACUCAAACGGAUGAAAACUGCUUUGUCAGUUUUAUAAUGCUACUUCGUGUUAGACAAUAGGUGAUUGAGACUUCUGUUUCCGCGCAUCGAUCUUUGCAAGGAAUCGCGAACAUGCAAAGUCGUUUUUAUUUAUUUACUGCUUCCGAGCAAACGUUUAUCGACGUGGAAAAUUUGAUUAUCACGUUUUAUGUAUAUGAAUGGUUAACUUUGAAAGCACAGUAACGAAAUGAUUAAGCACGCCCGCAUGACGCAAUUUGUUAAAUAUUCCUCUUCUUAAGAAACCAAUGAUAGAUUAUAAAUACAAAAAUUAUAUAGAAUGGUAUAUAUGUUUUCGUAAACGAUUUUAUACUAGCUGAUCCAUUAUUAUCUGUUCCAUGGAGAAAUUAUAAAAGGCAAUGUUAUUAUCGAUCCAUCGGAAUAUUUUACUAUUGUCGAUAUUUUUUUCUUCGCGUAUACAUUUCAUUUCGGAAUGUCUUGUUUUAAUUGUUUUGUUUUUCGGAUCGCAAAUUCCGGAUGCAGAGAAGCCGAACUGGAUGAGGCACAGGAAAAACAUAUCACGACAUUGUUAACACGUGCUUCCGGCUUGAUCGAUAAUCUGCAUUGAUCGCGUUUGCGGAAUGGAUCGCGAAAAUUUUUGAACAAAGAGAGGGAGGGGGGGGAGGAAGGGGUGUUUGAAGAGAGCGAAGGCGUUUUUUCGUGCAAUCUGUAAUAAUAUUAUAAAUUGAGAUAAGAGAUAUAGAGAGAAAAGAGAGAAAUGUAUUCGGAAAUUCUCAGAGAGAGGAGAGACUGUGUCGGACAACGAUCUAUAAUUGCUUUACUUAGUUGUCCAAUGCCCAUGAAUAAGACGAUUAAGAAAGUCAUCAAGUUUUUUUUUCUAGUGUAAGAGUCUCAAGUGAGGCGAAAAGAGAAAAAGAGCGAAACACACGAGAUGACUAUCCGGAUCGCGGCCUCUUCUUACCAUUCGCGUCAUUGAACACGGACGAGUUUUUAAAUUAUAUUUAAGAUUAAAGGCUGUCAUCUGGAUGAUGCAUGUUUUGUAAUGGAUGCAUAUUACCUCGUUGACAAAUUGUUCGGCAGUACAGUAGUCUUUAUUCCGCGUACUUUGAUAUAAUUGGUCGAAUUCUUGGCAAUCGUGACGAAUAUUGAAGUCGUUUCUCGUUUUAAGUACAUUGCUUUAUUGGAUGGGAGCGGAAUGGAACGCGAUGACCAGUGAUUGUUGUUACGGCGAUUAUGUUAAGUCGAUUAGAGAGAUCACAUAUUAAUUAACUUCUUUCAUCGAUAUAUAAACAAAGAUGAAUGAAGAUAAACUCGAAAUGUAACACGAGGGUGUAAAGAUCUUAGACUAUAUCGUUUACAUUUAAAUACGUAUUUAAUUCCGAUUUUGUAACGAUUAUCGUCUAAGAUCCACAUUCAGGAUACAGUAUCAUUCUGGAACUGAUUAUGGGGGUUUUCAAAAAAAAGAGAAAAAAAGAGAGUGAGAAAGUUUCUUACCGGUGAACACUUGAAUCUUGUCGAGAAGAACGCGGUCCUGGAAUUUAGUUCUAUUGAGCGAGAUUUGCGUAAAAAUAUAUAUCUUCUUGUUUCUCGAGAGCUCAAGAAUACACUGGGAAAAUUGUCUCGUCUGGAAGUCUCCCUUAUAAGGAUGUACUCUAACGUACAACUUAGUGUACGUCCAAAGCCAUAGUGCCUACAAAAUAACGAUCAUACCCUUCUGCAAUUGUAAAUACUUUACAAACAUAAUUAUGUAAGCUCAUAAAAAUACAUAUGUGCGUAUACAUAUAUAUUAUAUGUAAGAACGUAACGAUUCUCUCUCACACACAAAAAAAUGGACAGAUGCUGCAAACAUCUCAUUACAUGUAAUUAUCGUAAAAAUACGGAUCACACUUAUUUUUAAUAUAUUAAUAUUAUUAAUUAUUAUUAAAACAUUAAACGAAACGAAAUAUUAGUUUAUAUAUGAAAUAUAUAAUUUCAUUUAUAUAGAUAUACGUACAUGUAAUACGUAUUUAAAUUUAUGAUGAACAAACAUUGUGCAGGAUAACAAACUUGCAUUAAAUGCAUAUUGAAAAGAUUUAAAAUAUUUCGAAUAUAUUUAAAUCGAUAAAUAAAUUAAAUUAAAAUCAGUAAUUAUAAUAGUAAUUAUAACCACAUAUGUAGUAUCAAUCUUGUACAUUCAAGAUUAAAAUUUUUUUUAUAUUUAAAGACUUAUGAAAUAUUUCAAUAAAUUUAAAAUAUUACAUUGUUACACACAGAUAUUUGCAAAAUAAGCCUACACGAAAAAAAAUCAAGGAAGGCUUCAGUUUAAUUUAAUAUCACGAUGACAGAUUGUUACUUUGCACAAUGUUCGCUGUGCUCCCAUUCACGACAGCCGGGAAAAAUUAUAUGUUACUCUUGUUUUCGUUUUCCAAUUAACCGGCGUCAAGCGCUUUUUUUUCAUACGCCACGAAAAGGCAAUGAGAAGUUGAAUAAAAGAGCAAGUGUAUGAGUGCAUUAAAUAUGAAAACGAGAGCGAGAAAGAAGAGAGAGAAAGAGAGGAGAGAGAGAAUGUAUUUGUGUGUAUGUGUGUGUGUAUGUAUGUACGUGUGUGUGUGUACGUGUGUGUAUGUAUGAUGUCGUCGAAAUGAAUAUUAAACGAAGGAUUUCGGUCUUUUGAAUAUACCACACACAAGUGAGAAGUUGCGAUAUUUUCUACCUGAAUAUUUACAGGACGUCGCGAGAUUUGAAUGCGGGGAUAAACACACAAUUGUGGCUGAGAAGAAAAAGAGAACAUGAACGAUAUUUUAAAAGAAAAAUCACAGUAUAUUUAGAACUCAUUCCAUCUUUGUGGCGAAUAUCUGGAGGCACCUGCAACUCUGUUAAAUAUUAAUGGGCUUGCAAUUGUCUUUGGGGAUAAUGCGUAUUUGCAAGAUCAAAAAAAAAAUUUAAGUGUGUAUUUAAUCGAAAAUAGUAUCUUUACUUGUGUAAAAUUACACGUUUAUACACGUAACAAUAAUAAAAGGGACUAGAAGCCACGCCUUCGGAUUUCGCAGCGAUUCCUGUUUUAGAGUAUCUCGUCGCGAAAAAGAUGGCAUAUAUCCAUCGUUUGAUUUUUGACUUGAGGCAUUCGUGAAUCUACAUUUUCUAGCAGCCUGUCGGAUAAUGUUUCCUUUUUUUCUUCUGACGUUUAAGAAAGAGACUUGCCGUCGCGAAGAGCGCAGGACCUUUUCAUAAUCUAUAUUUAAAGGUGCCAAUAAAAAGACACGCGCGAGAGAAAGAGAUAUUAUUUUCUGUUGAUUGAUAGAACGUGGAUGACCCGUAUCAUUUUUAAUUAGCUCUUGUUUUUACUAUUAUCGACAGAGGAAAGAAAAGAGAAGAAAGAGAGAGAGAGAGAGAAAGGAAAGAUCAUCAAAGUUGGCCAUCGAGAGUAGUUAAAAUAAAAUUUUGUGACAGCGCGUUUAUGUAUGCGCUCUCUUUCGAUCGUUAUAUAUUUGAGAGACUGUUUAGAACCGAUGGCGAACGCUAAUUAAACACUGAUCGAUCAUCGUAAAGAAGAAAAUUACAAAAUAAAAAAUGAAGGAAGAAUCGAGUAAUGUAUUAUUACGACAAACACAUUUUGUCACAUUUUAAAAAGUGGGUCCAGCCUGCUGAAAGAACACUGCAGAAAAGAAAGUGGCAAAAUAUAAUCUUAUGUAACAUCGUAUAUAGAGAAAAAUAUGCGCAUUCCUUAUCCCUCAUGACAAGAAAUCCCACAUUAGCUAAUCUCUAUACCAGUAUGAAUAUAAUUGCAUCGUGUCGAGAUUUAUAAUUUUAUUAUUUUGACAUGGACAUGCCAAGUUUUAUUUAAUUUGAUCCGUUCAGUAAAUUCAUUAAAUCAGAUAUUAAUAUAUUUCAAAUUGUUUGGAAUUAAGAUAAUAGGUGCAAGA
Messenger RNA from Cataglyphis hispanica, 6367 nucleotides. RefSeq names its product transcription factor E2F6-like. Gene Ontology annotation, molecular function: protein dimerization activity; RNA polymerase II cis-regulatory region sequence-specific DNA binding; DNA-binding transcription factor activity, RNA polymerase II-specific. The coding region runs from base 1058 to 2407 and encodes 449 amino acids. Gene Ontology annotation, biological process: regulation of transcription by RNA polymerase II. NCBI's taxonomy places the organism in Eukaryota, Metazoa, Arthropoda, Insecta, Hymenoptera, Formicidae. The record is from RefSeq and is a predicted model, not a curated record. Gene Ontology annotation, cellular component: RNA polymerase II transcription regulator complex. The transcript is spliced from 8 exons.